Molecule: messenger RNA, 873 nt
Organism: Phytomonas sp. EM1
Lineage: Eukaryota; Euglenozoa; Kinetoplastea; Trypanosomatida; Trypanosomatidae
Source: the annotation of a GenBank genome assembly
AUGUCUGCUUUAGCAACUGGGGCGAUCGCUUACCUUGCGAAUUUCGUUGUUGUAUUUGGGCUGUAUCCUUACCGAGAUUACGUCAAAGGCUUUGAUGUGACACGGAGGUCAGUAAAUAAUUUACCCCAAUUUUGCAUGAACCGCUACCGAGGCAUGCUGAACAAUCUAUCUCAACCCCUGCUUCUAGCAGCCCCACAAGGAUUUCUGUACUUUGGUUACGUUCUGGGAUUUGGCGGAUUCACCGGAGCUAUCCUAGGUGGAAUCUUUGCGGGAUACACAAAGGUUUUUGUCGGCACGGUAGCGCGCCGCAUGAGUGUCGGAAGCAGAUAUAAUCGUAUGGAUUGUCUUUCCUAUUCCUCCGUCCUGGAUUGCAUUAUUUCAAGUUACAGACACUACGGGGCUUUAUCUUUUUUUAUGGGUGGCCUCGCGACAUCCUUGAUAGCAGUGCUUUGGCAUGGAGUGUCUUUAGCUGUUCUGAAUCAAACUUACAGUAAGGGAAUACUAGAAAGCACUUGGGAUGCGUUUCGUAUUCAUGCUCUCAUGACGUUUCUGUCCAAUCCCAUUCGAAAUAUGUUCCGAUCCUCCUUGGUGCAAUGCGAGCGCUCGGGCGGUGUACGGAGCAUUCGCGGUUAUGCCACUGGUGAGGUUGCUAUUUUCAAGGAAGCAGGUGCUGUUUUUCUUACGAUGUGGCGCACGGAAGGCGUGCCCUUUUUCCUUCAUGGGGUUCUCCGCACGACAUUCAAGACUUCGGUACCUUUUGCCAUUGCAUACGGUCUCUUUAGGUCUAUGGGCGGUUCCAUCGGGCUACCUAAUCAUGGUAGUAGUAGUGGUAGUGGUCACAUCGGAGGUCGUCGCUUCUUGCGCCGCUACUAA